AUGCCUUCUGAUCAUUCAAUUCAUAAUGAUGAUGAAAUUAAAUUAGCUAGAUACAUUAAGGAUAGUUUAAAAAUUUCUGAAAACCUUUCUAAAAAUUUAAAACAAUGUAUUAAAAUGAAUAAUAUUCAAAAAAAUACUACUAAAAUAAGAAAAUCAGAUUCUCCUAUGGCAUAUAAAAAGUGUCUUUCAGAAAAUAAAUCUAAUAUAUCAAUGAAAAGCAGACGUUCAAUAAGUGAUAAAAGAAGACUCUCUAGAAGUUCUAAAAAUAAAAGAAGCGGAUCAAAAGUGUUAAUUUCAAGAAGUAGAGAAAAUAGAAAGGCUCAAAUUAGAAGAGGAUUGCCAACAGCUUUUCAUGGAGAUUUAAACAUUGGAACAACAUAUGUUGAUGGAAAACCACAUAUAAAUAUGAGAUGCAACCCAAAAAACAUUUUUAAUUCUUUCAAUAAUUGUCUUUCUGAUGGUAGUUUUGGAAAUAAAAAUAAUAUUAAACUAGGAAAUUGUUUAAGUAAAAUGAGUUCAUCAAACACCAGUCAAUCAGAAAAAUCCUCUAUAGUAAAAAAUAUAAAUGAUAAAAAAAAUAAUUUGAGGGAAAGAACUAGUAGCCAGAUGAGUUCUAAAAAAGUAGAAAGAAACAUAUUAAAAAAAACUCCACACGUUUUUGAUCCACUUAACUCUGAGGAUACAUAUCCAAAUAUUGUAAGAUCUCCAAUAACUACAAACUCUGUUACUUCUGUAAUUCCAUAUUGUAGAAAAAAAACACAAAACGAAGAGUUGACAAAAGAUGAAGAUAGUUACAAAGAAAUUCCAGGAACACAUGUAGGAUACUUAAUAAAAACCUUCAAAAAAAACAAUAAAACUAAAAUGGAUGAAUCAAUAAUUGAUAUAAUUUUUGAUUUAUCAAUUAAUAUUGAUAAAAAUAAAAAAGUUAUACCUUUAAAUAUUAUAGCUAAUUUUGUCACUGAUAAAAAUCCAGUUGUAGCAACAAAUGGAAUUAUUUUUGAAAAAGAAUAA
Molecule: messenger RNA, 1011 nt
Organism: Strongyloides ratti
Lineage: Eukaryota; Metazoa; Nematoda; Chromadorea; Rhabditida; Strongyloididae
Exons: 1
Coding region: 1-1011 (336 amino acids)
Source: RefSeq, a predicted model, not a curated record